Messenger RNA from Periophthalmus magnuspinnatus, 2162 nucleotides. It is a transcript of the gene coasy, whose product is annotated as CoA synthase. The transcript has 10 exons. NCBI's taxonomy places the organism in Eukaryota, Metazoa, Chordata, Actinopteri, Gobiiformes, Gobiidae. The coding region runs from base 253 to 1914 and encodes 553 amino acids. Gene Ontology annotation, biological process: coenzyme A biosynthetic process. Gene Ontology annotation, molecular function: dephospho-CoA kinase activity; ATP binding. The record is from RefSeq and is a predicted model, not a curated record.
GAAAUACCACGUGGUCAGCUCCCCUACUGUCCCUCCUUAUGAGUGACUUCCACAGGGUCUUUGGCAUUUCAGGGAGACUGGCUUUGUUAUUUCACCUUUGCAUGUCAUAUGUUGAAGAAUAAUACCGUCUGAAGCCAUGUAAACAGUAGCAGCUGCUAUAUUUGAUCAUCAUCACAUAAACAACAUCGCUGAUCAGCACAGGUUCCUGUGUUCUCCGGAAGGUUGUGUUGGGAAUAUCAAGCCAACAGCAAGAUGUCCAUGUUCAGCACUGGCAUCCUGGUGCUGACGUCUCCCCUUCACACCCUCCCUCUACGUAUCGCUCCGGUCCUCAGCUCUGCCGCUCAGCUUGUCGAACGCACCCUCUAUGUCCACCUUCACCCUGGACUCAAUCUGGGCAAAGAGGGCCAGGCUAGACCAGUGUACAUCCCUCCAGUAGUGGACCUAUCCAAACUCAUUACACGUCUGUAUAACAACGCUGCGGAUAUAUGUGGCCACCUAGACGUACGGGUUUUGCUCACGAAUGUUCGUGCUCAAUCGGCCGCUAUCCCAAACUGUCCUUUUCCAACACCACAAUCACUUUCACACUCUCCAGAGGUUGUGCUAACAGACUUUCCUUUGCUGGAUACAAGCCAGUUGCAUCAAGUUACUCAGUGUCUACAAAGGUACACUGGGUGCUGUUAUGUCUGUAGCCCGUCUUUGUCCUCAGUGUUGCUUCACCCACAGUUAGUGAAUUUAGAAAAAGAAAAUGUUGACCAAAAAGAGCCAGAGGGGACAGUGGAACCAAUGAAAACAUACAAUGAUGUGGUUGUAGGCGGGACAUUUGACCGGCUACAUGGAGCUCACCGGACACUGCUUAACAUAUCGUGCUUGUUGGCCAAUAGGAGGUUCCUUAUAGGUGUAUGCGACCAAGCUAUGCUAAAAAAGAAAGUGCUGAAGGAGCUGAUCGAGCCCUACUCUGUGCGUGUCCAAAAACUGCAGGAGUUUCUUCGGGAUGUCAAGCCCUCUCUGGAGGUGGAGAUCGUGCCUCUGAAUGACCCCUUUGGAGUGUCAGUGGUAGACCCUCUGCUGGAGUGCAUUGUAGUCAGUGAGGAGACCAGGAAAGGAGGCGAGGCUGUCAACAAAAAACGCAUUGAAAAUGGUCUUCCAGCACUUGUUCUUCAUGAAAUCCAGCUGCUUAAAGAUGCACACCACUCUGAAAUCGAAGAAGAGAAAAUCAGCUCCUCUAGUUUCCGGACUCGUUUACUGGGGACACUCCUUACCCAACCCAAAGAUGCAUCUCAUCUUCCUGUCCUCCCAUAUGUGAUUGGUCUUACGGGGGGCAGUGGCAGUGGAAAGAGCUCCAUUGCCAAAAGGCUGGAGGCGCUGGGAGCUGUCCGGAUCGACUGUGACAAACUGGGCCAUGAGGUGUACCAGCCCGAGACAGCAGCCUACCACAGAGUACUGCAGGAGUUUGGCUCAGAUAUCCUUAACGAGGAUAAAACAAUUAACAGACGAGCAUUGGGAAAGAAAGUGUUUGGAAAUCAGGAACGGUUAAAAGCUCUAACAAGCAUAGUGUGGCCUGAAAUUGCUUUGUUGGUUAAAAACCGAAUCCAACAAGCAAGAGAGGAAGGUAAACAAGUGUGUGUGCUGGAUGCUGCAGUUCUUCUAGAGGCUGGUUGGAAUGAUAUGGUCCAUGAAGUUUGGGUCACAGUCAUCCCUGAGGAGGAGGCCGUGUCGCGGAUAACAGAGCGUGAUGGGGUGAGCACAGAGGAUGCCCUGAGGAGGCUGCACAGCCAGUGGUCCAACUCCAAACAGGUGCAAUAUGCCAAUGUGGCUUUGACUACACUGUGGGAACCAGAGGUGACCCAAAAACAGGUUUUAAAAGCAUGGAAAUUACUUCAGAAAAGAAUCCAGCAAAGACUAGAGGGACAGUAGAUGUAGAUGCCUGUGUGGGUCAGCGUACUCUGCUCAGGAGUGCAUGCCGAUCCAAAGACUCAAAACUGCCUAAUCUAUAUAAGGAAAUGCUGCCUUAAAGUGAACUGUGCCACUUGUAAAAAACAACAACAAAAAACAUUAUUCCUAAAGUAGAUUUUUUUUAUUGAUAUACUGAAAUACUCUACUAUAACAGUAACAUAGUUCAGGAUAUCAAAAAUAAAUCUUUAGUCAGUUUUAAUUAUUUUAAU